AUGUAUACGCGUGCCCAUACCCACAAUGCGACACAUGGCCGUGCUAUGAGCACUCGCCCUCAACAACAAAAAACAUGUAUGAACCCGGCAACUAAGAAUGAGCUCUAUCGUAAAUCGUACGAGUUUUAUACAUCACACAGUUUGCGGACGCAACGAAAAGCAUAUGUGCUUGAUCUACUCGAUAAGGAACACCAUAAUUUGGGUGCUGCUUUUGGCAGGUUACUUGCAGUUCCUGCCCUCUGGGGUGAAAAUGUGUUUUGCUUGCGCAUUUUAGAAAAACUUCUUGACGGGCGCUGUGAUCAGGAACUUAUCCACUACCUGACUGUAAUUUGGCGCUUCUGGGGAUGGCUUGUAACUUUCCAGAAGCAAAAUGACUUUCGGGAGUGCCUAGAACAAGUGGACGACGGAUUUGACCGGCAAUCGAUGGCGAGGAUCGACAAAGACACCGUUAGACAGCUCGAAUUUACCAUUCCUGGCUUGGAUCCGAGAGUAACCAAGAAAGCUUCUUCGCAAUCAUUUCUCGGCUUUACUGUCGAAGAACGGGAUCGUAUACUUGGUAAGCUCAAAGCCUACACCGAUGUAGUCCCUUCCUUAGCAACAUUCUUUUAUUAUUCAACCACAGUUUUCUAUCCGUGUGCCGAAGCCCUCGGGACAUUUCUUGGUCAGCCCAAAGAAGAUCUGAGAAACGCAACACGGAAUGCCCUUGUUAGGAACAGAAGGCGGCGGUGCUUCAUCCAAACCAAUCAAAGGGGGGAUGAAGUGGAAGGGGAGGAAUGUACCACUCCCAGCACGAAGCAGGUUCUCGAUUUGAUCUACCGCCAGCUAUGGCUCUGCGCAAUGCGCCACUGGUACGCUUGGAAACGUGGAACUGAGGACGAUAAGGAGCACGCCCAUGGUGAGCUGGCAUGCCUUGCUGGAGUAUUGUCAUCCAAUACGUACCCUGCUGCUCAACAUGUUGACUAUCACGCCACCCAACCAACCUGCCCACCCCUCAAGAGAACACGGGGCAAAAUCACAGAGAAGGUAUUGGAAAAAUACAUACAAGGGGCGGGUCUCCUCUUCCUACGAAAUGUUCAUACCAGCCACGAGGCCAAAGUUCCAGUUACUGCAUUUAUUGUUCUCAAGCACAUCUACUUAGCUUAUCUUGGGAAGGUAGCCGUCCCUCCAGCCCGAAGAGUCCUGUCCAAUGUGCCUAGGCCACGGAAACUUGGAACUGAAAACAUUUCCGACAGUUGGACAGGGACUAGACGACGAGGAUCGUUUUCUACGCAUAUAGCUUUGGACCACUCGCCGACGGCAACUAUGGAGGCUCGAGCACAAACCUUUUGGAAUGUACAGCCCGGACAAUGUGCUCCGUGCCCUCAAUGUAGCAGGCAUAUACCGGUAGCGGAAGGGGCACCACGGUCUUGCUUGCAGCCUACCAUGCUGCCCGAAAGAGUGGACGACCAUGAAUUGCAUAGUAGAAUAUCGGCUGGGCACGGGCCUUCAAAGCGCGUUGGAUUCUCUCCAGAAACGCUCUUAAGGCAGAAACAAGAUAUCUAUCGUCCGUCCGAGGAAGCAUCCUACCCUUCAUUACAUCAUUCGAAUCUGCCUAGAAUGGUGCCGGUCGGUUAUCCCACAAUCACAGUGGCGCCCGGGCCACCGACACAAACGUCACCAUUUCUGCUAAAUAUCAGCAUCACACGGCCAAUAGAUACUAGAACUAGCUCUAGAGAUUCCCAACAAAUUGCAACCAAUCAACCAGCCCACUCUUCUGUUUCCAACCAAGGUGGCAGUUCCCCUGAGAGUAGUCGAGUACAGGGCCUCAGCAGAGAACCCGGUGGGUCGGGAUUAGAAACUACUGUAAAAGAACUAAUUUCCAAGCAAAGUCAAGGGUUCCAUGACCUUAUCCAACAACUAGAAUCCCUGCAAGCAAAAAGAGAUCAAAAUGCGGAGCUAUAUUCCGGAGUUGCCGCUCGAAACCACACACUAGAGCUUGAGCUGGCUAGAACAGAGGAACGAGUAACCACUAGAGUUAACAUAGUCGAGGAGAAAAUGCGUUCGAUAGCUCGAGCCUUGGAAAAAGCAAACACUGACGUGAGCAAGCUUCAUAGAAAGGAUCAUGCGGCAGGUUUCCAAGAAGAACGGCUAGAGAAGACAUUCUCCCUAAUCCAACCUCUUGCAGCAGAGCUAGCCACAGUCCGAUUGGAAUCAGAGAGACGCCAAGAGGAAAUAUAUACGGCCAAGCGACAGCAUACAAAGAACCAGGAGGAGCUGAAGGCGUUACAGAAGCAGUUAAAUGAAGAAAGGCUCGUCAAGGUGAAGGCGAUCACGAGAAUGAACGAUCUGCGGGCCGAUUUAGAACAAAUCCAGGGCCAGAUAGACGCCGAGAGGGCCACCCUCAGUGGUAUGAUUGCCGCGAUCAAGGAGGCUUUAACCACCCAGAAACAGCAGUUCCAUAAGGAAGUUGCCGAACACAAUGUAAAUGUGCAGAGACUACAAAGUAAUCUCGAUAGUGCAUUGAAAAAUAUCGCAAGACUUGUUCAGGAACAAGAGUCCGCCACUCAAAAAUUAACGCUCGCUGAAACAAGAUAUAAAAAAGCUGAGGCUGAGACAGAAACAUUCCAAAGUCAACUUACAAAUGAGAUUGUUGCAAAAAGGAAGGCUGAAACCAUGGUCAGAGAGCUGGAAACCAAACUCUCGGAGAUGCAGGAACGUGAUGGGAAGGCCAAUGAGGAAAUGUCGCUCCUGAUUAAGGAACUAGAUAACCUCCAGCACCAUCUGCAGAAGUUAGAAAAGAGCACUAAUCCACCUGACAACACAGAAGGAGCUAAGUCAAAAACCGUAGAGAACAGAACGCCAACGCCCCAGUGGGCUGGAAGUCCAACUGUCCGACCACCACUAGCAGCCUCCAGAUCUGGACAACACCCCGCCCAUCAACCUGCACACCUACAGAAGCAGAAUUGUCAAGACAACACUCAAGCUCCAGUUAUACAUCCUCAAACGCUCCAAAAAGUGCCCCCAGAAGGUGAGGCGUGGAAAGAGCAAUGGCAGUUCGUGAGAGCAAUGGCACAUAGUCAGCGUGAACGUUGUGGCACCAUACGCCAUGCGGUGGCUGGUCAGGUUACGCAACUCCAAAAGCUCAUCGAAUGGCAUCGAUGUGAAGACUCACGUGCCCGUGAGUUUCGCAGUGCCCUGACUAGUGAGGACGCAGGGUUGGAACUCUACCUCAGUAAUCUCAGAGGUCUGGAUGCAUAUGCUGCUCAGCAGUCUAAGAGCUGGUGUGAAAAUGUGACGCCACUGUCGGCAGAGUAUAGGGCUGCCUAUAAUGCAGCGGGGCAGUUCCUGGCACAUGGCAGUGCAUUGCUUGACGAGGUGGAGAAGCAGAUUGCCGCACAGAAAAACCUCCUAGACAUGGCAAAAGGUAAACUAGACAUUAAAAGCCAACAACGCCUUCUCGAAAUUCAUGCCAUGAUUAAUCCCCGCUGGGAGCAGCCCAAUGAGAACCAGCUCAAGUCAAUACUUACAGGCUUCCAGGAAUUCGUAGUCCGUCAAUUCCAUUGGCUCGCCGGAUCCCCUACCGAGAAAUACGUCUUGGCACUACGGAAUAGCCUCCAGCAGCAGCUUAAUGAACAAACCAUAAAUAUUAGAGACGAAAUUCAAAAAUUGCAAAGCGGAAUUUAG
Aspergillus tanneri is the source of this 3663-nucleotide messenger RNA. RefSeq lists its product as uncharacterized. The transcript has 4 exons. Lineage: Eukaryota; Fungi; Ascomycota; Eurotiomycetes; Eurotiales; Aspergillaceae. The record is from RefSeq and is a predicted model, not a curated record. The coding region runs from base 1 to 3663 and encodes 1220 amino acids.